Molecule: messenger RNA, 2069 nt
Organism: Vollenhovia emeryi
Lineage: Eukaryota; Metazoa; Arthropoda; Insecta; Hymenoptera; Formicidae
Gene: Alas
Product: 5-aminolevulinate synthase, erythroid-specific, mitochondrial-like
Exons: 4
Coding region: 275-1885 (536 amino acids)
Biological process (GO): erythrocyte development; hemoglobin biosynthetic process; heme biosynthetic process
Cellular component (GO): mitochondrion; mitochondrial matrix
Molecular function (GO): 5-aminolevulinate synthase activity; pyridoxal phosphate binding
Source: RefSeq, a predicted model, not a curated record
UGUUUAGUUUACUACAACGUUUCGACCCUAUUUUUUGGGUCCUUAUCAAGUCGUACUAAGUCAGUCAUCGACGUCGAACUGUUCGAGCCCAGCAACCACAGUGCUCACACGUAAGCGUAUAUUUUACAAUUCGACUCUGUCUGCCGAGCUUUGAAAGGACCUAAGAGAGCAGUGCGAAUUUUUGAGGAGAUUCCGCCAGCUCGAAAAAAUUGAAAGAAAAAAAAAACGUCGCCAACCAUCUACCCUGUUCGUGAGUUUGCUUUCCUGUUCGCCAAUGAACAUGCUGAUCAGGGAGUACGUCCGACGCGGUGCCAGCGCUCGUCGUGUCGUCAACGCUGCGAAAGACCUUUUAAAAACAAUGCCGUGCCCUUUCUUAACCCGUUUGUCCGCAAACUAUGUACGCAAUUAUGGCUCGUCCCUGAUAACGAACUACCGGCAGCACUGCCCGGUAAUGUCACGGCUGUUCAGCACGAUGACGAAGUCGGAGGAGUCUCAGCCGAUUCCCGAGCCUGUGCAGAAUCAGUGCCCCUUCCUGUCCAGAGAGCGGGACGCCGUGAAGAAGGCCAGUCCGGCAAUGGAGGAAGACGUGAUCAAUCUAGGUGCUGUGGAGCAGAAGGAGGAGACGCAGUUCCCCUACGAGGAGUUUUUCCACGAGCAGAUUAUGCGAAAGAAAAAGGACCACUCGUACCGGGUGUUCAAGAAGGUGAAUCGUCUCGCCGACGACUUCCCGGUGGCUAUGGAAUACUCGUGGGGCGAGAAACCCAUAACUGUAUGGUGCUCCAAUGAUUACCUGGGGAUGUCGCGUCAUCCUGCAGUGACCGGCGCGGUCCGCAAGGCGUUGGACAAGUUCGGCGCUGGUGCCGGAGGCACGAGAAACAUCUCGGGCAACUCCAUGGGCCACGAGAUGCUAGAGAGGCGGCUGGCGCUGCUGCAUCAGAAGGAGGCCGGCCUGAUCUUCACCUCCUGCUUCGUCGCCAACGACUCCACCCUGUUCACACUGGCGAGAAUUCUGCCUGGCUGCCACGUGUUCUCCGAUGCCGGGAAUCACGCCUCGAUGAUACAGGGCAUAAGGAACAGUGGCGUGCCGAAGCAUAUAUUCCGGCACAACGACGCGGCGCAUCUGGAGGAGCUGCUGUCCAAGGUGGACAAGAGCGUGCCGAAGAUCGUGGCGUUCGAGACGGUGCACUCCAUGACCGGCGACAUCUGCCCGCUGGAGGAGCUGUGCGACGUCGCGCACAAGUACGGCGCGAUAACGUUCGUCGACGAGGUCCACGCGGUCGGCCUGUACGGCUUCUCCGGUGCCGGCAUCGGCGAGAGGGACUGGGUGCUCCACAAAAUGGACAUUAUAUCCGGCACCUUGGGUAAGGCCUUCGGCAACGUGGGCGGCUACAUCGUCGGCACCGCCAGGCUGAUAGAUAUGAUAAGGAGCUAUGCGGCCGGUUUUAUUUUUACCACCUCGCUACCGCCCACCGUGCUGUACGGAGCCUUGACAUCCGUCGAGAUUUUGGCAUCGGACGAGGGCAGGUCGCUGAGGGCGAAUCACCAGAAAAAUGUGGCCUAUAUGAAGUCUAUUCUUACUGCCUCCGGUCUUCCGUUAGAACCGUCGCCUUCUCACAUCAUUCCGAUAAAGAUAGGAGAUCCAUUGGUGUGUAGCCAGAUAGCGGACCAUCUACUGAGAGACAAAGGACACUAUGUGCAAGCUAUAAAUUAUCCUACGGUUCCGAAGGGCGAGGAAAAACUAAGAUUGGCACCAACGCCGAAACAUACUCAGGCUAUGAUGGACAAGUUUAUGCGGGACGCUCUGGACGUCUUUCAUCAGCUCAACAUAUCCAAGACAGUCGCCGCCAAGCCGAACGACACGCCGCGUGCCAUUCUGGUUCAUUGACAAAUGUGCACAAUACAAAUGAUUAUCGUACAAACAAAGUCUAUCGGUGUAUAGAUAAUUUAUUUGUCUAGCCUAUUUAUCCGUCAUGUUUCUGCAAUACUUGGAAUUAACGGUAUAUAAAUCCUGCUAUACGCUAUCGAAGUUAAUAAUUAACAGAGGUUUAAAUAAAGUGUUAACUAAUAAA